Messenger RNA from Orbicella faveolata, 2433 nucleotides. Its product is annotated as prestin-like. Gene Ontology annotation, cellular component: membrane. The record is from RefSeq and is a predicted model, not a curated record. Gene Ontology annotation, biological process: transmembrane transport. Lineage: Eukaryota; Metazoa; Cnidaria; Anthozoa; Scleractinia; Merulinidae.
UAUAUCCUCAUUUGCGAAGCGAGAUGGAAGGAGCCUCAACUCAGGGUGGUGCUCCCGACAUACGAAUCGAACGGAAAGUGUAUGACGAAUCUGUGCCUCUUCUGGCCACACGGCGCUCCACAGACUCGUCAUUAGAAAACAAGGGCUAUUUACAAGCUGUUAAGACAAAAGUGUCCUCAGUCUCCUGUUCUAAGGAUUCUUUUUGCCAAUGGCUGGUAGAUCUCUUUCCGAUCAUUCGCUGGCUGCCAAAGUACAACAUCAAGAGAGAUUUGGUGGCUGAUAUAAGCGGAGGCUUGACAGUUGGAAUCAUGCACAUUCCUCAAGGUCUUGCGUUCGCAAUGUUGGCGUCCCUUCCCCCUGUUACUGGUCUCUACACUGCCAUCAUUCCAGUCUUGGUUUACAUGAUUAUGGGAACAUCCAAACAUCUCUCUGUAGGCAGCUUCGCAGUGAUUUGUUUGAUGGUGGCGAGUGUCUGUGAGCGAGAGGUGGCGAAAAUGUCAUUUGAACCCAGUCCUACUCCUACUCCAAUGAACGGCACGACGUCCGGUUCUCUCCCGACAACUGCCUCAAGCGGCCUAUGGUCACCAGUUGAUGCAAUGAAAUUGAAAAUUGCCAUUUCCCUUGCGUGCCUUAUUGGCAUUAUUCAGAUCGCAAUGGGAGCAGCUCGACUGGGAUUUGUGGCCACGUUCAUGUCAGAUCCGAUGAUCAGCGGUUUCACCACAGGGUCAGCGGUGUUGGUUGUUAUCAGUCAAAUGCCCCAUAUUCUUGGAAUCAAAGUUCCACAGUUCUCAAGACCACUUGCUGCGCCUAAGGCCGUGGUUUACAUGCUUAAACACAUAGCAUCUUCCAACGGCGGAGCCAUCAUUACUGGCUUGCUCUGUCUAGCGAUUCUGAUUGGACUAAAAAAAGUGAAUGAACGAUUCAAGAACAAACUUCCCGUCCCUAUCCCUGCUGAACUGCUGGUGGUUGUUGUAGGAACUGCAAUUUCAUACGGAGGAGCAAUAAAUAAAAAGUUUGGAGUAUCUAUUUUAGGAAAAAUACCGAAAGGACUUCCUCCUCUAAGUGUGCCCUCCCUUUCCAUGAUGUCAAACAUCUUCCCAGACGCCUUUGUGAUCGCAGUGGUUAUUUUUGCUACAAACAUCUCGGUAUCGGUCAUGUUUGCAAAGAAGCGCGGUUACACGGUGGAGCCAAACCAGGAGCUGAUCGCUUACGGCGCUGGGAAUGUCGCGGGCUCAUUUUUCUCUUGCUUUCCAAUUUGCAACGCUUUGGCGAGAACUGCUGUACAGGAAAACCUCGCCAACACACAGCUGUGCAGUAUUGUUGUUAUCCUUCUUGUUAUUCUGGUCCUGCUGUUUAUCGCUCCACUUUUCUUCCAUCUUCCCAAGGCCAUCUUAGCCGCUGUCGUAAUAGCUAAUCUCGUGGGUCUCCUGAAACAAUUUUCAAGAUUGAGAGCUUUGUGGAAAAUAUACAAACCUGAUGCGAUUGUGUGGUUUUUGAGUUGUUUUGGCGUCAUACUGAUGGGUGUGGACCUGGGACUUGGCAUAGGAAUAAUUUGCGCUUUGUUUGCAGUCGUGCUUACAAUGUCCAGGUCGAAUCAUUUCAUACUCGGACACGUGAAAGAAACAGAACUGUACCGUGAUAUUAAGAAAUGUCCAUCGGCCACCGAGGUCGCUGGAAUAAAGGUGAUGCGAUUUGAAUCGUCUUUGUACUUUGCCAACGUGGAGCGCUUCAGAAAAGCCCUCGUGUCAGUCACUGGGAAAGAUCCUUCUAUUAAAGAGGAAGAACGCAAAGAGGUGAAACUUGCAAAUGGCGACAACGAAGGAACACAAAGAAACCAGAAUGCAGGGCAACAUGAGAUCACAUACUCCGGGAAAAUGACUCCUGUGAAAGGAAGCGACCACAAAGCUAUGGCAGUCAACGUUGACGAGCCAGAUCAACCUGUUCACUUUGUUGUUAUUGACGGCAGCAGCUUCACAUUCAUCGAUUCAAUGGGUCUGCAAGUUCUACCGACUCUUAUUAAAGACUACGAAAAACACGGAGUUCGCAUUUACUUGGCUGGAUGUUCAUCCUAUAUAACCAAGAUGCUUGUAAGCUCGACUGAAACAGCUGGUGCAAACAAAGUUGACAGUCACGUGAUGUUUCCAUCCAUUCACGAUGCUGUUGUAUCGGCUGCAGGCUCACGUGGUUUGUCGGCUUUGCAAGACGAUUUGGAGAAGGAAAAAAAACGGGGGUGACCGGGUGUGCCUUGUUUCUACUCCGCCGAGCUUCUCUUGUUAUCCAGGGCAAUCUGAGGGAAAAAGGAUUAUAAGCAUUCUACAGUUGUAUCUGAUUUCGCUGACAAAAUAGGAAAGCCAACGUAAAAAUAUAUUAAACAAUCAGAUUAUGAGCUCGAGAGUUGACCUAGUCAACUAUCAUGCAUAGAAAUCGAGAGCG